AUGCGCUGGUGGCUCGUCACCAUCCUGGGGGUGCUGAGCAGACUCGUGGGGGCCGAGAGCUGGAAUUCCCGGGAGCACAGGACACCGGGAUGCCCUCCCGGGGAGGAGCCCAGCGGGGAUCCAGGGGGGACGUGCCGAGCUUGUCCCCCCGGCACCUUCUCCCUGGGGGACACACCCUGUGCCUCUCACACCCGGUGCCGGGCCGGGAACAGGAUCCUGGUGGCCGCGGGGACAGCGGGAAGUGACAGCCGGUGCGGAGCCUGCCUGCCGGGGUUUUACAGCCCCGAAGGGGAGAGGGACCCCCGGGGCCGGUGCCUGCCCUGCGCCGCUGCCCCCCGCAGCACCCCGGGGUGCCCAGGCCGGCGGCGGGUCCGCAGCCCCGAAACGCCGGGACGGGCACUGGGAACCAACGGGACACGGGUGACUCCGAGGGGAGAGGAAGAGGAGGAGGCGGCGGCGGCGCAGGAGGCCGUGCUGACCAUCGUCCCGGUCUUCUGUGCCAUGGGAUUGCUGGGAAUCCUGGUGUGCAACCUGCUGAAGAAGAAGGGGUACCACUGCACCGCCAGCAAGGAUCCCCCGAACAUCAACCACGCUGCAAAUCUAGGCUCGGGCAACGACGACGACGACAGAAGAACCCAAAAGAACACGAAGUGGGGGGAUCUUUGCACCACUCAGCUGGCAAAGUGA
Molecule: messenger RNA, 687 nt
Organism: Manacus vitellinus (golden-collared manakin)
Lineage: Eukaryota; Metazoa; Chordata; Aves; Passeriformes; Pipridae
Gene: RELT
Product: RELT TNF receptor
Exons: 6
Coding region: 1-687 (228 amino acids)
Biological process (GO): apoptotic process
Source: RefSeq, a predicted model, not a curated record